UAAUAACCUUAGACCAAAACAUCAGUUGUUUCCUCUGGACACCGUUCACCUUCAUUGUGGAGAGAACAGCAGCGUCAUCAUUUCACUAGAAGUGCUCCAACGGAACCUCCUUCAGUGUAAAUCGUGACAAAAAUGUCAACUAUUCCUUUAAAACUUCUUGAGUAGUAUAUGAUCUUCAGCCUCAGAAAGUGAAGCAAUUCAGCGGGAAGUGAGUAAAGUUUGGACCGCUCUGCGGCGUCGUGGAAAGUUAAUAACCUACAAAACUUGUGACUGAGUGAACAGGAAGGGAAAUACAAGUAGAUAGAAGUAUCCUAUUUCAUUCAAGCGAUCAAAAUGAGCGAAAAGGGUUGCUGUGAUUCACUAUGUGAGUGUUUUUUCGACUACUACACGUCAAAAAUAUUGGUGAUAAGAAGCAAGAAAGUGGGAACGCUGAACCGGUUCACUCAAGCUUUAGUCAUAGCCUAUGUCAUCGGGUAUGUGUGUGUUCUUAAGAAAGGCUACCAGGACACGGACACCGUCCUCAGCUCUGUCACGACCAAAGUGAAAGGCAUUGCUCUUACAAACACCACCGAGCUGGGUGAACGGAUCUGGGAUGUGGCUGAUUAUAUCAUCCCACCGCAGGUAGUCAGUCGAUUUGACGAAGAGGAGGAGGAUGGCUCAUUCUUUGUGCUGACCAAUAUGAUCAUCACCCCAAAUCAAACACAGUCGAAAUGUGCUGAGAAUCCGACCCCAGCAUCCAUAUGCACUUUUCACAGAGACUGCAAAAGAGGCUUCACUGAUGCUCGUGGAGAUGGUGUUCGGACUGGCAGAUGUGUCCAUUACAAUGACACAGUGAAGACUUGUGAAGUGCUGUCCUGGUGUCCUCUAGAGAAGAUUGUUGAACCCCCAAAUCCACCACUUCUGGCAGAUGCUGAAAACUUCACUGUUCUCAUAAAAAAUAACAUUCGUUAUCCCAAAUUUAAUUUCAACAAAAGGAAUAUCCUGCCAAAUAUAAAUAGCUCCUACUUGACACAGUGUGUGUUCAGCCAUAAGACAGACCCUGACUGCCCAAUCUUCAGACUCAAAGACAUUGUUGAAGAGGCUGAAGAGGAUUUUCAGACCAUGGCAGUCCAUGGGGGUGUGAUGGGAGUGCAGAUCCGGUGGGAUUGUGACCUUGACAUGCCACAGAGCUGGUGUGUACCUCGUUACACUUUCCGCAGACUAGACAACAAAGACCCUGAAAAUAACGUGGCCCCCGGAUACAACUUCAGAUUUGCUAAAUAUUACAAGGACCGUGAUGGCACAGAGACUAGGACGCUUAUCAAGGGUUAUGGUAUUCGCUUUGAUGUCUUGGUAUUUGGCCAGGCAGGAAAAUUUAAUAUCAUACCAACACUUCUGAAUAUAGGUGCAGGCUUGGCACUUUUAGGCCUGGUGAAUGUUAUCUGUGAUUGGAUUGUCCUGACAUUAAUGACAAGAAAGCAACAUUACAAAGAGCAGAAAUAUACAUAUGUUGAUGACUUUGGACUUUUAUCCAAUGAAGAAACAUAGAAGAUCUUCAGGCUACCGCCUUCAACACUAAUUCUAUGCAAAUUUCAUCAUGAAGUUAAUGUAUUUCUAAGGUUUACAAAUACAGUUCCAAAUGAACAAUCAGAGUAAUACCGUAAAUAAAAAAAUAUAUAUAUUUGGAUAAAA
Onychostoma macrolepis is the source of this 1671-nucleotide messenger RNA. RefSeq names its product purinergic receptor P2X, ligand-gated ion channel, 4a (gene p2rx4a). The coding region runs from base 334 to 1527 and encodes 397 amino acids. NCBI's taxonomy places the organism in Eukaryota, Metazoa, Chordata, Actinopteri, Cypriniformes, Cyprinidae. Gene Ontology annotation, molecular function: extracellularly ATP-gated monoatomic cation channel activity; purinergic nucleotide receptor activity; ATP binding. The record is from RefSeq and is a predicted model, not a curated record. The transcript is spliced from 12 exons. Gene Ontology annotation, cellular component: plasma membrane; nuclear inner membrane. Gene Ontology annotation, biological process: response to ATP; monoatomic cation transmembrane transport.